Messenger RNA from Solea senegalensis (Senegalese sole), 4834 nucleotides. RefSeq names its product protein tyrosine phosphatase receptor type N2 (gene ptprn2). Gene Ontology annotation, molecular function: protein tyrosine phosphatase activity. Gene Ontology annotation, biological process: protein dephosphorylation. NCBI's taxonomy places the organism in Eukaryota, Metazoa, Chordata, Actinopteri, Pleuronectiformes, Soleidae. The transcript is spliced from 22 exons. Gene Ontology annotation, cellular component: secretory granule. The record is from RefSeq and is a predicted model, not a curated record. The coding region runs from base 251 to 3475 and encodes 1074 amino acids.
UUCCUCCUCUGAAGAGCUGAUGCUGUUUGUGGUGCUGAAACAACGCCUGUAUUGUGUUUUGCGCGUUUCCAGCCUCUGCGCGUCCUUCACCGCUUCUCUCCUUUUGAAAGUCAUGCUUCUGUAGAGCGACUGUCGUGCGAGAAUCACCGCUCACCUGAGAGUCAGACAUGCUGCUCUAGCGCUGAGGUGUGUGUGUGUGUGCGUGUGUGCGUGUCAUGGAUCAGUAGUGUUGUGUUGAGGCAGGAGCGGUAUGGACUCUCGGCGCUGUCCCAUCCUCUUCGCUGCACUGGCUCUCAGCCUCUGCUCCUCACCUGCGCUCUCCGACAGGAAAUUUGGUUGCCUGUUUGAAGACGAGCUCUGUACGCCAUACGAGUUCUGCGUGAACGAUGAGUUGUUUGGAAGGUGCCAGGAGUUGGUCGGUGCACAGCUGUACACAUACGAUAUUUCUCCCUCUGCGCUCCAACGCCUCAGGAUCCUCCUCCAGAAACUGGCUCACAGAGGACUGACGUGGCGGGAUGACAUCACUCAGCAGGUUAUCUCCCGAGAGCUCUCCAAACUGAGGAAUGUCCCCCUCCGCCAUCAAACCCCACCUCCGAGCCUGUCCGACCACCUGACCGCCUACAGCGGCUCCAGGGACAGGAAACUGAGGCCUGCGCAGGUCGAGCUGAACAGAAACCUUCAGCAGUACCUGAAGGGUUUGGGCUUCCUGCCUCAGGUCAAGACGGACGGACAACGAGAAGGAGCCAAAGUUCAGAAUGAAGACAUCGAGUCGGAUGGUCGUUCGGAGCCCAGCUGGCCAAAACCCAAGCAGGGCUGGAAGGAAACCACUGUCUACAGCCUUCAUAAAGGAGAUGGCAAACCUCCCGUCACCAAAGUCUUCUCUCAGAGUGGAGAGGGCAGGCACCCCAAGCUCAGCACAACCUACUCCAGCCAAGACCCAGCGAGGAGCAAGCUGCUUUCCAGCCAUUUAGAACGGCUUCUUGCUGGGGCACCGAGCGUUCAGCAGGACUCCGCGGCUUCAGAGGCUUCCUGGCCCAAAGGAAAGCUUCACUACCUUGGCUACAUCCAUCCAGCUCCGAGCGAACAUGCAAAGCUGCAAUCUCAGGAGGCGUUUGGCUCCAAAACACAACGGCCUAAUCUAGACAGGCUGCUGUUCAAGGCCGGUUCAAACCAACUGCCUGCCAAAGAACCUCUCAGCGUCAUGGAUGAGCGAUUCAUCCAGAAUGUGGUGAAUCGGCUGGGGAGCCACAGCAUUGACAUGGAGGCUUUAAUGGGCAAAGACCUGGAUCAGUUGGCUGAGGUCAUCACAGGGGCUCUGCAGGAAGUGGAUGAGAAGGAACAGCCUGCGACUGGGGUCCAGCCAGGACGAGGAACCGCUGACUCCAUGGGGGACAUGGAUGCUAGCAAGAAGCCACUGGCAGCCACACUGAUGAAUCAAGACCAGCAGCUUAAAUCAGCCCUAGACCAGGAUCCAAACCAGAAAGACACACUGAGAAUGAAACAAGGCCAACAAAAAGACAGUGCAGACAAAGAGCCCGUUGACAAGCAGCAUGCAGCGUUCUUCUCCAAGCUGCUGGACUACCUGAACCUGGAGGCCUUCGAUGACAUGGAUGUUGGCGUUGGACCACCAGCUCCCCUUCAGAAAACGGUCGGAAUGGAGAGUGUCCAGAGCCGGACUUCACAGACCCAAGUUCCCGUCCCCCACCGCGGGGAGGAGAAGACCAUCGUCGUGCCUGCGAAGGAAGGCUCCGCCCUCCGAUUAACUGGUAGCCCAGCGGGCCCUGACACUCAGGUGGACUCAAAGAUCGAGAGGUUGAUGCAGGGGAUUCAGGCCGCGACAGGGAAGAAGCAGCUGGAGGAGCCGGAGAAGAAGGACAUGAAAAUCAAAACCCAGCUGGUCCAUGUCGGGGUGAAGGAGUUCUCCAGCAGAGGGAAGGACAGACACUUUGGCUACAUUAUCACCGGAUCAGACUCCCUCACCACUGACCAGGGCUCGGACCUCAUGGAGCGGCUGACGCAGAGGCUGAACCUACAUGUCGCAGACCUCACCCAGCUCUCCGUCCUUGGUCCCGCGUUGACUUUUAGAGUCGGCGCCAACUCCAAGAACGUGUCCACCGCCGAUCUGGUUCAGGUCGCAGUUCAACAGAAGCAGCAGCUGGAGAAGGAGACUGGCCUGAAGAUUGUGGAGGCUGGAGUCAGUGAUAGGGGCAGCCUGACCCAGAUCCCCGUAGUGAAGGAGACCAGGGUGGAGUCGGGCCAGUUCCUGCUGCUCUCUGUCCUCUGCAUGCUCUUCAUCCUGGUGGCGCUGGCAGUGUCCGCCACUUUCUUCUGCGUGCGUCAACGCUCGCAUCUCCACAUGAAGGAGAAGCUGGCCAGCCUGGGGACUGACACCAGCACUGAUGCCACGGCAACCUAUCAGGAGCUGUGUCGCCAGAGAAUGGCGAUCAGGACGUCCGAGCGCGUGGAGCGGCCGGAGACACUGCGGCACUCGCGGCUCAACAGUGUGUCGUCACAGUUCAGCGAUGGCCCCGCGGCGAGCCCGUCCACCCGCAGCAGCACCUCCUCCUGGUGCGAGGAGCCAGUGCCGUCCAACAUGGACAUCUCCACCGGUCACAUGAUUCUAUCAUACAUGGAGGACCACUUGAAGAACAAGAACCGUCUGGAGCGCGAGUGGGAGGCCCUGUGCUCGUACCAGGCAGAGCCCAGCGCCUGCAGCGUGGGCCACGGAGAGCAGAACUCCAAGAGGAACCGCUCGGAUGCUGUGGUCGUUUAUGAUCAUUCCAGGAUCACCUUGAAAGCGGAGAACAACCACGGCAACUCAGAUUACAUCAAUGCCAGUCCAAUUAUGGACCAUGACCCUCGCAACCCUACUUACAUCUCCUCGCAGGGCCCGCUUCCCUCCACCGUGGCGGACUUCUGGCAGAUGGUGUGGGAGAGCGGCUGCGUCGUCAUCGUCAUGUUAACCCCGCUGUCUGAAAACGGAGUGAAGCAGUGUCACCACUACUGGCCCGACGAGGGAUCGGACGUCUACCACAUAUACGAGGUAAACUUAGUGUCUGAGCACAUCUGGUGCGAGGACUUCCUGGUGCGGAGCUUCUACCUGAAGAACCUGCAGACUAACGAGACGCGCACGGUCACCCAGUUCCACUUCCUGUCCUGGAUGGACCGCGGGAUCCCCGCCUCAGCCAGGACGCUGUUGGACUUCCGCAGAAAGGUUAACAAGUGCUACCGUGGUCGAUCUUGCCCGAUAAUUGUUCACUGCAGUGAUGGAGCUGGUAGGAGUGGGACUUACAUUCUGAUUGACAUGGUCCUCAAUAGGAUGGCUAAAGGUGCUAAAGAGAUUGAUAUUGCCGCUACCCUGGAGCACUUGAGAGACCAGAGAGCUGGCAUGGUCCAGACAAAGGAGCAGUUUGAGUUUGCGCUGACAGCCGUGGCAGAGGAGGUGAAUGCCAUCCUGAAAGCUCUUCCACAGUGAAGGCAUCGGCUCCCCACCACCACCUCCACCGCUGCCGCUGCCGCCCGCCGCCACCACAUUUUUUUUCCGUGCUCGCUGAGCAACAGUUUUCUUCUGCCCACUCAAGACUGACAUCUCUCCCUGCCCUUCCUUCUCCUCGCUCUGUUUCCCUCUCUCCCUUUUCCACUGUCUCUGCCUCCUCUUCACCCUCUAUAUAUACUGCGUACCUAUGAAUGUCGUGCCAGAUAUCUCAAAUGGAUCUAUAUUUGCAAAACCUGCCUCAGAGUACGUUCUGUCGAUCUGAGACCUGUGUGGUUUAAAGGGAAGAUUUCGGAUGUAGAAACUUAGAUCAGCGCUCCUACUGUGAGCCGUUCUGCCAGUUUGAUCCCUGCUCUUCUACAACUGUGAUGUUGUUCCUGAACAUACUGUUCUAUAGUGCCACUGAUGAGCUGUUUAAACGUGAUGUCAAAUGAGCUAUCUAUAAUCUCUACUAUUGGCACAUUUAAAACAUACUGCAGUGGGGAAUGCAAAUAUCUUAUUUAUUUAGUCUACGACAUAUUAAAUUGAAUCAAAAAUAAGUGAAAACCGCAAAAUUGUCAUCCCCUCUUUGCAGCUCCCCACUGCAGUACUUUUAGAAUGAAUGAUGAUGUGUAAAAUAACUUAGAAAGUUAUUGCCUGUAAAAAAAAAAAUCACCAGAUUGUACAGAAUGUAUCCCCUCAAUGUAUUGGAUACAAAUAACAUUUUUUUUGGAAAAUGUUUCUUCUCCUCUGUGAUCUGAACUACUAUAUACUCAGCAUCACAUGUCUAGAUGUUAAAGUGCGUGUGUGUGUGUGUGUAUUGUUGUAUUUCAGGUCCAGACGUCCCACGACUGGCUGAUAAGAAAAUAAAAAAAAAUUAAAAAUACCAUAAUUUUUUCAUCAUUAUCAUCACAAACAUAUCAGGUGCUUAUAUUUAAGAAAAAAAAAAUGUUUUCGCUCAUUUUGCGCCAUGAAUUGUUACAUGAACAUCUCUGUUAAUAUUAAAUGUGAAAACAAGAUAGUUAUUCCUUCUACUUAGAGAUACUAAUAGGAGUGCAAUAGAUUUAAGCAGAACUUAUGCUGUAGUUGUUGCUGAACUUGUUCGUCCCUCCAUCGCUGGUAUAUUGUGAUAUUUUGUGCAACAUAACAGAUUAUUCCCAUCAGUGUAUAGAUGAUAAUGAAAUACUAUGAAUCUCUAUAUAGUGCUAUCUGAUGCAUAUAUAUAUAUAUAUAUAUAUAUAUAUAUAUAUAUAUAUAUAUAUAUACAUACAUAUAUAAAUAUAUAAACUGAGACUCAAUGAGAACUCUAUAUUUUGUGUGAAAAGUAUCAUUCAGAUUGAUAAUAAAUCCAAACAGAUUAUA